CUACGUCUGCGUGGAGGCACUCGACCGGCUAUAUAAACACUUUACAUCAAAUGUGCCGUGUUUCCCCCAGGAAGCCCGGAGAAUACAACGUACGUCGCAUUAUGCGCACCGGCACUUGAAACGCGCCCCGCCGGCUGUCCGGCACUGACAUGGCCAUCCCAGCCAGAUAUGUACCUGGCAUCGACGGACCACGUUCCUCCGAGGACAGGAUCGUCAGUUAUCACGUUUGUUCGGGUUAAAGUUGAAACGGACAUAUAAACAGGCGUCAUGCCCGGGAUGACGAGCAUCGGAUCACCGCCUCUGCAUCCUCCACUGGCACCGUCACGACACACACACCAUAUACACAGAAGACACCAUGAAGACUCUCGCGUGGGCAUCUACCCUCUUGGGCCUGGCCGCGGCCGCCCAGCUGCAGCAGGUCUCCAACUUUGGCUCCAACCCGUCCAACGUGCGCAUGUACGUCUACAAGCCCGACAACCUGCCGGCCAACCCACCUCUCAUCGUCGCCGUGCACUACUGCACCGGCACCGCCCAGGCCUACUACGGCGGCACCCAGUACGCCAACCUGGCCGACCAGCAUGGCUUCAUCGUCGUCUACCCCGAGUCGCCGUACAGCGGGGGCUGCUGGGACGUCAGCUCCGACGCGACCCUCACGCACGAGGGUGGCGGUGACAGCCAGGGUAUCGCCAGCAUGGUCAAGUACUCCAUCAGCCAGUACGGCGUGGACGCCAGCCGCGUCUUUGUAACGGGCAGCAGCUCAGGCGCCAUGAUGACCAACGUCAUGGCCGCCACGUACCCAGACCUCUUCCAGGCCGGCUCCGUCUACUCCGGUGUCCCGGCCGGCUGCUUCUACACGGGCACCGUCAACGGCUGGAACUCGACCUGCUCCGGGGGCCACUCCAUCGCCACGCCGGAGCAGUGGGCCUCGGUCGUCCAUGACAUGUACCCGGGCUACCAGGGCGAGUAUCCCCGGAUGACCAUCUACCACGGCGACGCGGACACGACGCUCUACCCGCAGAACUAUGAAGAGACGAUCAAGCAGUGGGCGGGCGUCUUCGGGUACGAUCCCAACUCCCCCAUCGAGACGGACCCCAACGACCCGGCUCCGCCCUUCACCAAGAGGGUGUACGGGGACAAGCUCGUGGGCGCCCUGGGCGCGGGCGUGACGCACAACACCCCCCACUUUGAGCAAGAGGAUCUGGAGUGGUUUGGCAUCGUUUAGGGGCCGUACUCCGUAGUUAGGCAGUCAAAGCUUAGCCGUAUCUUCUGCAUCAUCCGUUUUGGCUUGUCUUCAGCGUGAACAUAGUUCUCAUGUGCCUGACGAUACGUGUACCUAGGGCUGAUCGCCUGGUGCAGCUUGCCUUGGCGGCGAACGCCAUUGUGCGUUUGCUUGAAUGUGCUGUAGGCUCACAGAGCAGUGUGAAUGAAUUCGGAUCAAAUGAGAGGCAUUAUUCUUACGAUCGAAGCGUACAUAGCAUGGCUCUUGAAGUGUUGAUGUAGUCGACAUGGAUGUAGUGUUCUCG
Emericellopsis atlantica is the source of this 1523-nucleotide messenger RNA. Its product is annotated as PHB depolymerase family esterase. Gene Ontology annotation, cellular component: extracellular region. The coding region runs from base 356 to 1222 and encodes 288 amino acids. Gene Ontology annotation, molecular function: hydrolase activity. The record is from RefSeq and is a predicted model, not a curated record. Lineage: Eukaryota; Fungi; Ascomycota; Sordariomycetes; Hypocreales; Bionectriaceae. The transcript is spliced from 2 exons.